Messenger RNA from Dermacentor andersoni, 3408 nucleotides. It is a transcript of the gene Usp5, whose product is annotated as ubiquitin specific protease 5. Gene Ontology annotation, biological process: protein deubiquitination. The record is from RefSeq and is a predicted model, not a curated record. NCBI's taxonomy places the organism in Eukaryota, Metazoa, Arthropoda, Arachnida, Ixodida, Ixodidae. Gene Ontology annotation, molecular function: protein binding; zinc ion binding; cysteine-type deubiquitinase activity.
AAGUUUAGAACGUUUAGAAUUUGCUCUCUAAUCCACACAGUCAACACGUUCGAAAGAGAAGUAACCAACAUGGCAACGUACGCCGAGAAGCUCGCUCCGCAUCUCGCCCGAAUCCGAAUUCCUGGACACGCGGACAAAGUGUAUAAAGAUGAGUGCGUCUUCUCAUUCGACACGCCAGAAUCUGAAGGAGGCCUCUAUGUGUGCCUGAAUACUUUUCUUGGAUUUUCCAAGAAGUUUGUCGAGAGGCGUUACGCAAAAACUGGGAACGCUGUCUACCUUCACCUGAAAACCGUGAAAAAGGAGGUGGCGGAUGACACGCCGGCUGCCAAGAGGGCUGCGCCUCCUACGAAGCUGGCGAUCGGUGUGGAAGGGGGUUUUCCUCUUGACCAGGGCAAGAAGUACGAAUAUGAACAUCACAACUCUCUUGUCAUUUUUCCAAACUUUGACUCUGUUCCUCUACCAAACACACAACUCCCCGAAGUGGUGCAGCAUUCCGUGACGGCUGUUCUCGCGGCCGACUCUGCCAGUGUAGUUAAUGAGUUGGAAGCUUUAGCUGGAACAUGGGAUGGAGAGAAGAGGGUGCCAUCAAAACACAGUGACACAUUGGUGCAGUUGGACAAUGGCGUGAAAGUGGCACCAACGGGCUGGAAGUGUGAAAAGUGUGACCUCACAGAGAACCUGUGGCUGAACCUAACAGACGGUGCCAUUCUUUGUGGCCGAAAGCAUUUUGAGGGCACUGGCGGCAACAACCAUGCGCUGGAACACUUUAAAAAUACUGGCUACCCACUUGCAGUAAAGCUUGGAACUAUCACGCCAGAGGGUGCUGAUGUGCACUCUUACGAUGAGGAUGAUAUGGUCAUCGAUACCAACCUCACCAAGCACCUUGAGCACUUUGGCAUAGAGAUUGCCAAGAUGAGAAAGACGGAAAAGACUAUGCUGGAGCUGGAGAUGGACCUGAACCAACGACAGGGCGAGUGGGCGAUGAUCCAGGAGGCUGGCAGCAAGCUGACACCGCUGUUCGGUCCGGGCUACACUGGCCUGGCCAACUUGGGAAACUCUUGCUACUUGAACUCUGUCAUUCAGGUUGUACUGAGCAUCCCGGAGUUCCAGCGCAAGUACUAUGAGGAUGCAAAUCGGACAUUCGACACUGCCUCUUCGGACCCUGCUGAGAAUUUUACAGUUCAAAUGACAAAGCUGGCAGUUGGUAUUCUCUCGGGUGACUACUCUAAGCCGCCUUGUGAGGGCACCGACCAGUCUGAGCCAAAGGAACAGGAAGGUAUCAAGCCACUCAUGUUCAAGACCUUGGUUGGCAGAAACCACCCGGAGUUCUCAACUAAGCGACAGCAGGAUGCACAGGAAUUCUUCUCGUACUACCUUGAGCUUGUUGAAAGGAACUGCCGAAAUGAGAUGAAUCCUGCAGACUGUCUUAAGUUCGAGGUGGAAGAGCGCAUCCAGUGCACAGAAUCAGGAAAGGUGCGCUACACUAAGCGCACAGACUGGCUGCUCCCACUGCCGGUGCCACUUGAGUCUGCCACCAAUAAGCAGGAAGUGGAUGCCUAUGAAAGUGAGAAGGAAGAGCGCCUAAAAAAUGGUGCGAAAAAAGAUACUGAACCUGUUAGGUCAAAGAUUCCGCUCUCUGCUUGCCUGGAUGCUUUUGCUAGCGCUGACUUGAUCAGUGAUUUCUUCAGCACAGCUGUCAACAAGAAAGUGACUGCCGAAAAGACCACAAGACUGCGCACAUUCCCCGAUUACCUUAUGAUACAGCUGAAGAAGUUUGCCCUUGGUCAAAAUUGGAUUCCAAAGAAGUUAGAUGUUGAGAUGCUAAUGCCUCAUCAGCUAGACCUGUCUUUCUUGCGGGGAAACGGUGUUCAGCCUGGAGAAGAGUUGUUGCCUGAGCCUAAGCAGACAAAUGAAGGCUCCACGCAGACUUUGGAACUGGACGAAGCCUUGGUAGCUGCACUUGCUGACAUGGGCUUUCCAUUGGAGGCAUGCAAGAAGGCCGUGUUCUUCACGCAGAACUCUGGCAUUGAAGCUGCCACAGAUUGGGCCAUGGAACACUUGGACGAUCCUGACUUCGGCGAUCCUUUUGUGCAACCUGGUGCAUUUCAGGCAAAUGCAGAAGCACUGGCCACAAUUGUGUCGAUGGGUUUCUCGAAAGAUCAGGCACUGAAGGCUCUCAAGGCUACGGAUAACAAUCUCGAAAGGGCCAUUGACUGGAUCUUCAGCAGAGCCGAUGAACUUCAGGCAGAAAGUCAAGAUGUUGCCAUGGACACAGAAAGUGCUGGCCCUCACAUCAAAGAUGGCCCUGGAAAUUAUGAGCUGGUGGCAUUCAUUAGCCACAUGGGUGAGUCUACCAUGGUGGGCCACUAUGUCUGCCACAUCUUCAAGGAUGGCCGUUGGGUCAUCUUCAAUGACAACAAAGUGGCCCUGUCCGAGAACCCGCCCAAGGAAUUUGGCUACUUGUACCUGUACCGGCGGGUGCCUGACUCAUGACUAGAUGGACCGUCACCAAAGCGAGCCAGAGUCGAGGACACUGCUGCAGCAUCUGUGGCAGCAUCGAGCAAUGUUAUUUGAGUUGCAGGCCUGCCGCACUGCCUGUCAUUGGAAGCAAUGGACUUGACAAGUGAAUCGAAAAUGUGUUUGUGUUUAUUACGGUUUGAUUUCACGCUGCUUUACUUUUGUGCAUUUCUUUCUUUCCGUGUUGUUUUGAGACCAUGUUUUCUACAUGGUUGAAUGUUGUAGAUUUGCCUCAUAAAAUAAACAAAAAGCUUUCUUGAAUAUUGUCAUAGAUGUCUGAGGACAUCCAUCCAAGUGAAAUAAUGAUUGUUGCAUGAUGCUUUGUGUUCCAUCAGGGAUGAUUUUCUUUUGUAAUGAUGAUGUUGAAGAAACUUUGGUUUUGUUGCAGUGACAUGUGCAGAGUGCUUUUUUUUUCUUGCUAACUGUGUGAUGAGCAUUUGGUUAUGAAGUCUACUUUUCAGCAACUUUGUGUUAAGACACUUACAGAGAGAAUGUAGCAGUGUUUAGACAUCGAAAAGCUUAUGGUAUUGUGUGCAGUAUGUGGCUAAAGAGCUGCUUGUGCCUUUAAAAAAUCUAGUUCUGAUGAAGAAACAAGCAGGUGUAAAUUAAGUAAGAGAAAUUGUUGCACUUCGAACAACACUUGUUUAUGACAUUAAAUGAUGUGCCCUCACUUUUCUACACUUGUACAUACACUAGUGUGUGGCCAUUUUUAUUGUUGGUUUCAUAUAUUCAUUGUUUGUUUACAUUCAAGCAUUGACCACAGAUUUUCAUGGUGUUGAAUUUUUCCAUGGUCACCAAUGAGGCAUACACUAUUACUUUAUAGAUCUGCUGCAACAUCCGAGAUCAUGUAAGGUAGACUGCCAUUUGAAUAAACCAAAGUUUGCACACUUC